UUUUCUUACUUGUGUUUAAAAUUUUCCUAGGUAUACCUUGAAAUAAUGGGAAAUAUUAAUGCUAAAGAUCCAGAUUAUUGGAAUGUGCCAGAUGACCCACCAUCUGAAUCAUACAAUGAACGCUGGAUGAAAUCUCUUCCUGAUGAGAAGAAAAUAUCUCAGUUUUCAGUUCCUGGAACACAUAACAGUAUGGCCCGUCAUGGAGACCUGAUCUGGGUUUGGUGCCAAAGCCUUUCUUUAAAUACUCAAUUGAAGCUUGGAGUUCGAUUCUUCGACAUUAGAUGUAGGCAUGUCAAUAAUGGUUUGCCGAUCCAUCAUGAAGCCUUCUAUCAGCAUUGUAAUUUUAAUGACGUAGUGUCGCAAAUGAUAUCAUACUUGAAUAGCAAUCCAUCUGAAGUGCUUCUUAUGCGAAUUAGGGAGGAGUAUGAACCAGAAGGGAAUACAAGGUCUUUCACUGAUACACUAAGGGCAGAAAUUAGUGAACAUCCUGCAGAAAGAUUUUAUUUGAAAACCAUUAUUCCAAAUGUGGGAGAAUGCCGUGGAAAGAUUGUUCUUUUAAGAGACUUUUCUGGUUAUGAUUUGGGAAUUAACUUCAGAUCAGCAGAUCUUGAAGACACUUGGAGUGCUGGAGAAGAUGAAAAGUGGGACAAGGUCAAAGCUCACCUAGAUAAAGCACAGAGAAGCUCAGGUGAUACCCUGUUCAUAACAUUUUCAAGUUUCACAUCUGGUGUCCAAGCACCACGUGAACUAGCACGAAAAAUGAAUCCCAAACUUCAUUCCUACAUUACUGGACGAAAAGGAAGACUAGGAAUUGUCGCCAGUGAUUAUCCUGGACCAAAACUCAUCCGUGAUACAAUUAAAAGUAAUUUUUGAUCAAAAUUAGCUCAUAUUAAUAUAGCUGCAUUCUAAUGUAACAUUAGAAACAUUGAUCAAUGCAAGCUUUAAAAAGUUACCUGUGCAUAAUUAUGAAUAAACUGCCAAAUUAAACCUGCUGCUUCCCAUUUCUCCUGAAGCAUACAGUUAUAACCAAAUAAUGUUUAAUUAUGUCAGAACAUUUAUGUACAACUUUUUAACGUAAACACUUAAAGACUAGAGAGCAAAUGCAUAAUGUGGUCAAAUGAUAUAAGACUGAAAGCAAAAAUAAACCUUUAAGGACUAUACAACCAUCAUAA
This is a messenger RNA of Protopterus annectens (West African lungfish), 1172 nucleotides long. RefSeq names its product 1-phosphatidylinositol phosphodiesterase-like. The coding region runs from base 46 to 873 and encodes 275 amino acids. Lineage: Eukaryota; Metazoa; Chordata; Ceratodontiformes; Protopteridae. Gene Ontology annotation, molecular function: phosphoric diester hydrolase activity. The transcript has a single exon. Gene Ontology annotation, biological process: lipid metabolic process. The record is from RefSeq and is a predicted model, not a curated record.